AUGGAGCUCCUCACCAAAACUCUGAUUCUGUGCCUCGCUCUGACCCUCACAAAUGCAGACCUUUCUUUGUCAAAGGGAGGAGUCACCCACAUCGACAAGCAACUGGAUGCAGCAGCUGACGACGGUCUACCGCACCGGUGUGAUGAUAUCGAGUUUGAUGCCAUCACUCCUGAUGAGAAAGGAAUAAUGUACUUCUUCAAAGGGGCCCAUUUGUGGAGGGGUUUCAACGGUCCGGCUCAGCUCUCCAACGAGUCCUUCAAGGAGCUUGAUGACCUCCAUCACAUCGGCCACGUUGAUGCUGCGUUCCGCAUGCACAACGAAGAGAACGUGGGCGACCACGACCACAUCUACUUCUUCCUGGAUAACCAGGUGUUCAGCUACUACAACCACACUCUGGAGGCCGGAUAUCCAAAGGAGAUCACUGAGGACUUCCCGGGUGUCCCGGAUCAUCUGGACGCCGCCGCUGAGUGUCCCAAAGGAGAGUGUACCGCUGACUCCGUUCUGUUCUUUAAGGGACAUGAUGUGCUUGUUUAUGACAUCACCAAUAAAGAAGUGAAGACCAAGACCUGGCCCCAUCUGCCCAUCUGCACCUCGGCUAUGCGCUGGCAGGAGCGUUACUACUGCUUCCACGGACACAACUUCACCAGGUUCCACCCUGUCACCGGAGAGGUGGACUCAGGCUACCCCAAGGACGCCCGCAAAUACUUCAUGAAGUGCGCCGACCAUGACCAUCAAUCGCACCGGCAUGACGAUAUCGAGUUUGAUGCCAUCACUCCUGAUGAGGAAGGAUUAAUGUUCUUAUUCAAAGGGACCCACUUGUGGAGUGGUGACGACAUUCCGGCUCAGCUCUUCAACGAGUCCUUCAAGGAGCUUGAUGACCUCCAUCAUGUCGGCCAUGUUGAUGCUGCGUUCCACAUGCACAACGAAGAGAACGAUCAUAUCUACUUCUUCCGGGAUAACCAGGUGUUCAGCUACCACAACCACACUCUGGAGGCCGGAUAUCCAAAGGAGAUCACUGAGGACUUCCCGGGUGUCCCGGAUCAUCUGGACGCCGUCGUGCAAUGUCCUGAAGAAGAUUGCACCGCUGACUCCGUUCUGUUCUUUAAGGGACACGAUGUGCAUGUCUAUGACAUCGUAAAUAAGACAGUGAAGACCAAGUCUUGGCCCCAUUUGCCCAUCUGCACCUCGGCUAUACGCUGGCAGGAGCGUUACUACUGCUUCCACGGACACAACUUCUCCAGGUUCCACCCUGUCACCGGAGAGGUGGACUCAGGCUACCCCAAGGACGUCUGCAAAUACUUCAUGAAGUGCGCCGACCAUGACAAGAUUGACUUUGACCUUCUGAUCGCUGCCAAGUUGACUCUGAUCCUCGUUCAAGGGAAUCCCUUUCCUUGUCAGAGAAACUGGAACAACAAUGCGUACAACAUAUUUGUUCACCAACACAUCGUGACGUCCAGCUUCAACAGACAAUCGAAGACUGACUGGCAAGCGUACAUAAACCAACAAGGACUCUGCAACAGACCUGUGCAGACUUUCAUCGAGCAAUCGGAUCAGGGUCGCGUCGUGCAGAUCUGCACUGGCUCUGGCUACCAGGUGCUACAUGGUCGAAACUUGUGCAUCAGUUCUGGAUCCUUCUCGUUGUAUGAUCUCACAGUGAACAACAACUGCAUAGUUCAAACUCUAAAGCGCAGCACAAGACCUGUUGUUGUGGCAUGUGAUCUAAUUGUAAACCAGUGCCGUCCUUCCCAUUUUGAGGGGUACACCGGCCAACAGCCAAACAAUGCUGUUGUAUGCAGGUAUGUCAAGGUCUUGGAGGCUCAGUAGAUACUGGAUUCCAGUUGUCAGGCCCUGACAUCUAAAAGCUCCGCAAGUCUUUUUUUUUGCUCACGUUAAUCGUGUGAUUUUCCUCUUAAGCUACAUUUGAUUCUUUGUGAAACAUAUUUGAGCCUGGUCAUUACAGCAUCUUGUUAAAUUAGCAUGAUUACAUUCACAUGAAUGGAGGAAAUGUAAUUUGCAAAGCCUAAAAAUGUGAUAUUUCUGUCAAAAUCGCAUGGAAUAACAAAGUCUUUACAGUACAUUUACUUGCACAAUUCAGCCUGUCUCACGCCAACAGUGUCUUCCAACGAAAGUCCACUUCCUCAUUUACAGAAAAACAUCUGGUUUGUGUCGACACGCUUAUCCAGCAAUGAACAUAUAUUGGUUGUGAUCACAGAUCAGAGGAGCUUUAAAAGCAGGACUUCUAUCAGAGAUUCAGACAUCAGUUGGUAUUGAUCUCCCUCCAAUAUUUACAGUCCAGAAGCUGGCUGAUCAGAGCUGGUGAGACAUUCUCCUUAUCAAAUACAUAGUUUUACUAUAUUAUAUAAUCUGUUAUUGUUUUUAUGAUUUAUCUAAUGGUGUCUUUGUCUUCCUUCUGACAAAGUAAGUAAAGUAAAUUUAGGCUAUUUAUAGAACACCUUUUUGGAUCAAUUGUUACAAAAAAAGUAAAUGAAUUAAAUAUAUAAUUAAUAAAUGAAAGAACACAUUGUUAAAGGUUCUAUGUAUGAGACACCUGGUCCGUCUUUAGAGAAUACAAUAUAAAUAUAUCAGCAAAUAUUUAUAUUCUAAAUAUUGGUAAGGGGAAUAAGUGAUGCUUUAAUAAUUUAGGAUAUUAUGGAUGGCACAAAUGCAUUAUGAACCUUUUUUUUCUUGCUCACAAAAAUAAGGCAUACAUACCCACCGUAUAACAUUCCUUAUUUAAAUAUGUGUACUGAGGUUUAUGUAUAUGAAGAUUUUGCAGAAAUUGAUAUCUCUAUUUUGUUUUACUUUCCUAAAUU
Centropristis striata (black sea bass) is the source of this 2813-nucleotide messenger RNA. RefSeq names its product hemopexin-like. Bases 1 to 1824 code for a protein of 607 amino acids. The record is from RefSeq and is a predicted model, not a curated record. The transcript is spliced from 12 exons. NCBI's taxonomy places the organism in Eukaryota, Metazoa, Chordata, Actinopteri, Perciformes, Serranidae.